AUGGGGAAGAAACAAGACGCCAUCCUGACCACUCGACAAGGACUGACCAACUGUGUCAUAUGCGGCUCGCCGAUCCAGUUCUCGCGGCCCGAAGACUGGAAGGAAUGGAGCCACAUCUUGGUGCCACGAACAGGACAAAAGAUAACAGCUGAGGAGCUAGAACAAGCCGACUAUUCUACAGUUCCCAGUCUGGCUAUGUCUUUCUACCGCAUCAUCCUGCACGACCCCGACGGUUCGCUUCAUGUAUCGGGAAUCACGCAAUCCCUGAACAAACAACGCCAUCGAUACCGUGUUCCCUACAAUACCCAAGACGUCCGACUCGGCGCGUCAGCAUCAUUCAUAUGGCCACGAUCCCGAGAAUACGAACCGGGAGAUCUCCAGGCGGAUAAAUACACCCCCUCGGGGAAACGCCGGGGAUGGGCGUAUCCGAUGCACAUGCCGUGCUGGGUGCUUCUACGACAAAUGAUGAGCACGCAAGUGGUGGAACAGAACCUGAGUUAUCUCUUACAGACGCUGAGCAGCUUCUGGCGUCACGGUCAGGGGGUACAUUGGACCCCGAUUCCACGACUGGUCAAAUACCGAGCUGCGCGCUGGGACGUCGAAGUUGACUGGGCCACUGCCAAUCCGGUCUGGGUUCCAGAGAUCCAGGUACGAUUGAAGAUGGCCCGGAAGACUCCUCCUCCGAUGAAGCGCCUGCCUCCGGACCAUCCAAUUGGUCGUGUCCCGGUGGAAAUCGCCAUGUUCAUCGCCGAUCUCAUCCUGAGUGAUACCACCCGGCCGAUGCGCGGCCGGGAUACCCAUUAUAUGCUCUGGGCCUUCCGGUGGACGUUGCCCGAUGCGUACUGGAAGGCACGAUGUCGCACGGCGUUGUUGUUGGAGGUGGACCAGAUCCUGCGUUCGGAGGAGUCUGUAGACUGGCAAUUUCUGGCUAUCAGUCUGGUAGAAUUGCCUUUGAAUACCAACAAUGCAUUACUAAAUCGCCAUCGUCUUCUUGGUUUCCUAGGGUGCAUGCAAGAAGAAUUCCAGCAAAGGAUUAAUGGAGUGAAAUUCACCGAGUCCGACAAAAAGUGUGGUCUCGUGUUAAAAUAUGGCGAGUUGAAUGCCGAGUAG
Molecule: messenger RNA, 1110 nt
Organism: Aspergillus tanneri
Lineage: Eukaryota; Fungi; Ascomycota; Eurotiomycetes; Eurotiales; Aspergillaceae
Exons: 2
Coding region: 1-1110 (369 amino acids)
Source: RefSeq, a predicted model, not a curated record